This is a messenger RNA of Oncorhynchus mykiss (rainbow trout), 3720 nucleotides long. RefSeq lists its product as uncharacterized. Gene Ontology annotation, cellular component: cell surface. Lineage: Eukaryota; Metazoa; Chordata; Actinopteri; Salmoniformes; Salmonidae. Gene Ontology annotation, biological process: signal transduction. The record is from RefSeq and is a predicted model, not a curated record.
GUCAGGACUCAGGACAGGAAGUAGGAUGAUGAGGGAGGGAGGUGGAGGUGGUUGUCUGGGACUCCCAGGGAUGUUACGAGUUUUCUUGUUGGGGACUUGUGCUCUUACGGUCCUGAGCUCUGCAGGCUUGGUGUUCCUUCUGGUGCAACACAUGCACCUGUCAGCCCACCUGGCCCGGUUGGAUCUACAGCUCCAGGUGCUCUCAGAGACUUCUGGCGCCGUGCUGCAUCAUUCUGCAGCAGUAUCCCUCCGGGCCAGCGGGGACCCUGGAGAGGAAGCUUCCCACAGGACCAGCAUGGACCCUGGAGAGGAGACUGAUAGGUUGCAGGUGCUCUCAGAGGAAUCAGGGUUGCAGACAUCACCCCACAGGACGAGCAGGGAAGACCCAGGCAGAGAGGAGGCAGAAAGGGAGCUGCAGCAUGGCCGACCCCGCAAUAAGAGGAGCCAGGCUGGGAAACACCAGACGAAGCGACAGCAGAAACGUGACGACAGGGACAUGAUGAUAAUGAUGACAUACUCUAUGGUCCCGAUCAAGGUCCUGUUGGAACUAUGUAACAGCACAAAAGACAUGUGUUUAACAGGCUCACCAGGACCUCCAGGCACUCCAGGUGUGGAUGGGAAGCCAGGAGUCAAUGCUACAGAAGGCAUAUCAGGACCACCUGGACCUGCAGGGAGACGAGGGAAAAAAGGUCCCCCUGGAGAGAGAGGGGAGCCUGGGGUGAAAGGAGACGUGGGAGACCCUGGACCUCCAGGACUGAAGGACGACACCUCCAAUGACAUCAUCAUAGAGGGGCCUCCGGGUCCAAGGGGCCCUCCUGGCCCUGCCGGUCCCCCUGGUCUACCUGGCCCCCCAGCGACCUUAGAGGACCCAGAACCCUCUAGAAAUAGGACCAUGAGAGCACAGUUGUUAGAGAACACCUGUUACCAUCAAGACAACAUGUCUGACUCUCUGGGUACAGAGAAUACAGCCACAAGCAGUGACACCUUAAAUGUAACCAACGCAGAGACCGUUAAUAGAACCAUCAGGGCACACAUCCAUCAAGCCAACAUGUCUUCGGAGUCAGCGAAUCUAGCCGCAAGUAAUGACACGUUGAAUGUAACUGACACCGAGAACGAGGAAUUAAAUAACCGACAAAUGACAUACACAAGGAUUGUGGAAGAAGGACCUUUGAAUGCAACUCACACCGAGAUUGUGGAAGAAGGACAUUUGACCGCAACUCACACCGAGAUUGUGGAAGAAGGACAUUUGACCGCAACUCACACCGAGAUUGUGGAAGAAGGACAUUUGACCGCAACUCACACCGAGAUUGUGGAAGAAGGACCUUUGAAUGCAACUCACACCGAGAUUGUGGAAGAAGGACCUUUGAAUGCAACUCACACCGAGAUUGUGGAAGAAGGACCUUUGACCGCAACUCACACCGAGAUUGUGGAAGAAGGACCUUUGAAUGCAACUCACACCGAGAUUGUGGAAGAAGGACCUUUGACCGCAACUCACACCGAGAUUGUGGAAGAAGGACCUUUGAAUGCAACUCACACCGAGAUUGUGGAAGAAGGACCUUUGAAUGCAACUCACACCGAGAUUGUGGAAGAAGGACCUUUGAACGCAACUCACACCGAGAUUGUGGAAGAAGGACCUUUGAAUGCAACUCACACCGAGAUUGUGGAAGAAGGACCUUUGAAUGCAACUCACACCGAGAUUGUGGAAGAAGGACCUUUGAACACAACUCACACCGAGAUUGUGGAAGAAGGACAUUUGAACACAACUGAGAUUGUGGAAGAAGGACAUUUGAACACAACUGAGAUUGUGGAAGAAGGACAUUUGAACACAACUCACACCGAGAUUGUGGAAGAAGGACCUUUGAAUGCAACCGAGAUUGUGGAAGAAGGACCCUUGAACACAACUGAGAUUGUGGAAGAAGGACAUUUGAACACAACUCACACCGAGAUUGUGGAAGAAGGACCUUUGAAUGCAACCGAGAUUGUGGAAGAAGGACCCUUGAACACAACUGAGAUUGUGGAAGAAGGACAUUUGAACACAACUCACAUCGAGAUUGUGGAAGAAGGACCUUUGAAUGCAACCGAGAUUGUGGAAGAAGGACCCUUGAACACAACUGAGAUUGUGGAAGAAGGACAUUUGAACACAACUCACACCGAGAUUGUGGAAGAAGGACAUUUUAACAUAACUCACACCGAGAUUGUGGAAGAAGGACCUUUGAAUGCAACUCACACCGAGAUUGUGGAAGAAGGACCUUUGAACAUAACUGAGAUUGUGGAAGAAGGACAUUUGAAUGCAACUCACACCGAGAUUGUGGAAGAAGGACCCUUGAACAUAACUGAGAUUGUGGAAGAAGCAGCAUUUAGGAAAACUGAAUACAUUAUCAAAACCAUAACGUGCUUUCCAAACGUCACUAAAAUGGAAACCACAUUUGGAGUUUGGAUGCAAGAUGCAGCCCGGGUGAACGAUAACCACAUUUGGAUGGCUGAACACUUUUCAGGUCGAGUCUUGCAGGAGUACAAGAGCAUUGCAUCAUUUCCUAACAGCAGGUCUAUUGACAUGAGGAAGUUCUACCAGGGUUGUGGCCACAGCAUCUACAAUGGGUCUGUUUACUAUCACAAUGCAGGAACCUCGAAAGUUGUCAAGGAUAACCUGAAGACCAGGAGAUUACAGACACUGGCCAUUGAGAAUGCUCUUUACCACAAUCGAACCUAUCUCUUCCACAACUCCAAGACGUACUUUAAGUUUGCUGUGGACGAGAACGGACUGUGGCUUAUAUAUGCUUCAGCUAUCAGUGGAACCGUGAUGGUGGCCAAGUUAAACCACGAGAGGUUUUCUGUGUUGUCUGUGGUCAGCACGUCCUAUCCUGUACCAAACGCUGGGAAUGCCUUUGUUGCAUGUGGAGUUCUGUAUAUGACUGACACCAAAGACACAAAAGUCACACAUGCCUUUGACUUAAUGAAAGAGAAACCUUUGAAUGUGAGUUUGGAUCUCAGAUCAGCCAAUGGAAUUAUGGCCAUGUUGUCAUAUUAUCCCGAAAAUCAACUUUUGUACAUGUGGGACAACAGCUAUGUAAAAAUAUGCAAGGCUUAUUUUACUUUGGAUCAAAAAAGUCUAGUCAAAUGUUAUGGUCGUAAAUAAAUCUUACGAUCGUAAAUAAAUCUUAUGAUCGUGGGAGACAUUCUGCCUAGGAGAAUACAGUCAGUCACAAGUAGUGACACCUUGAAUGUAACCAAUGCAGAGAAGGUUCUAUUAAGAAUCAGAGCACACACCCAUCAAGCCAACACCCAUCAAGCCAACGCCCAUCAAGCCAACGCCCAUCAAGCCAACGGCCAUCAAGCCAACGCCCAUUAAGCCAACGCCCAACAAGCCAACGCCCAUCAAGCCAACGCCCAUCAAGCCAACGCCCAUCAAGCCAACACCCAUCAAGCCAACGCCCAUCAAGCCAACGCCCAUCAAGCCAACGCCCAUCAAGCCAACGGCCAUUAAGCCAACGCCCAUCAAGCCAACGCCCAUCAAGCCAACGCCCAUCAAGCCAACACCCAUCAAGCCAACGCCCAUCAAGCCAACACCCAACAAGCCAACAUGUCUAUGACUGUCCUGGCAGAGUCUUCUAAUUUUUUAAGAAUUUGAGUGUCAUAAAAUAAUAAUUUUUGUACAAUAUUUUUCAUCAAUAUUUUUCUUCUUCUCAUUCAUUUUGUACAAUUACCAAUAAAAAAAACAUG